UUCAUCGAAACAAAAACGGUGUAAAUAAACAGAGUAAUCUGUCAUUUUGCCCAAUCACUUUCAACUUCUUCUGGCUUUACUUACAAGCCCCAGCUCGUUGAAAGCUCUGCGUCAAAUGAGCUCUCGCUUUCAUUUAUUUCUCUAUUACACACUUGAUACUUAAGGCAGCUUUCCGAUCAUCAAUGCUUUUCCUUUUCUCCCUUUUACUGCUCCUAACUGCCGCCAACCUUCCCCACCCGCAUUGUCCACCGAAUUGAAAACUACCUUCGCAUUACUUCUGUUAGCCCGUUCAUGAGUUUCACCCGCAGAAUCUAUUUGGAGUAAUAUUCAUGUUAGGGAUGACACUUGUUAUGUUCGAAAUUUCGGAGUAUACAGAGCGGGUAGAGAGUUGUAAUCGGCAUUGUCGUAUUGAAACAUAGAAGUGAGAUAAACAAGUCAUUGAAAUGUACAUUGUUAGUUUGUUGAAUACUCUUUUUCAUACUUUUAACAUUAAAAUGAAAAUACAUUGGUUGGAUCCGCCAUUUUUUUUUAACGUGUGUAUCGAAUGAUGUUAUUUAAAAUAGAUAUCAUAAACUUCUUAUCAGUGCAGGGUUUUCAAAACCUGUCUCAUACAUCUUAUUUGUUUUGGUAACCCCAUACCUAGGUACCAUUUUGCCUCUGGGAGGCAAACGAUAGUUAACGAAACCCUCUUGUUAUGAAUUCUAUAAUUAAAAUUCAUAGGUCGAAUUUUACAUUUGAAGAAACACAUUAUGACUAUACGUUCCGUAUCUAUAUUGCGGUGAAUUAACCACAAGUAAAAUCAACAUAAUAAUAAUAAACAACAAGAUCUCCAUAUUGAGUAUGCCAUUAUUAUUUUUAUUUUUUUCUAUCAUCACUAGCUUGAUUUAGUAUGAAUUAAGUAAAACCUCAUCAUGUCGGAUUUGACUCCAUAAUCAUAUCAUCAAACUAACACAUUGAUAUCAUGACAUCAUCAUCUAGGGAAAUUUUACCAACAAUAGUAACAUCAUAAUAAGCAUUCAAUUUUGUUUGUUAACCCUACAUCAUUGCAUUCCCAUUUUCACAAACUUGGCAAAAAACCAAAUUAAUUGGAGAUCUGGCCCAAAAUAUCAACCCAUUAAAAGCCCAACAAAGCCACCCAACAUGGACACGUGUCGAUGGAAAACGACCGGACCAAAGGAAAGAGGCUUUCGGGCAGGCUGGCUGAUAAUUAUUCAUCCAGACAAAAAAGCUAAACAUAUUUUUUUCUUCCUUCCUUCGUUCAUUCAUUCAUGAUUUCCAGUCCCACACCAUUUUUCUCCCUUUAAGCUUUUUCCCCCAUUUCAAAGAGAGAUUCCUUCACUCAUCCACUCACUCACUCAAUCCCAUUGCUCCGAUGGGUUGCUCCAUUUCCAGAUUCACCAUCCUCUCGUCGCUGCACACCCACCACUCCCUCCUCGUCGACCAGCCGCCGUCAAUCCACGCCUUCCACCCAGGUCCCGCCACCGGCCGGCGAGCGGUGUCCCACCCCGCCCCGCUCGUCCACCACCCGCCGUCGGGGAAAGGCGAUUCCGAGCAUCUGGUGUACUUAACCUCCACCACAUACGGCUCCGUCCUCCACAUUCCUCCUCCGCCUCCUCCCCCGCCGCCGCCGUACAGGUCCGUGGAGGAAGAGUCCGGUGAGCCGGUUGCCUCCCCCGACUCCGUAAUCAACGCCUGGGAGCUCAUGGACGGCCUCGACGACGGCAAUGGCAAUGUGGGUGUCGAUUUUAAUUUGGGGAAACCUCUGCCACCGACGAGGAAUUCGUGCUGGGUCGAAGAAUUAGGGCUUCCGGACCAGCCGGAGAAGAAAUUGGGGUCGCCGUCGAAGCCGCUGUGGAAGCAUUUCUCGGAGGAGUCGUUUCUGUUGAAGUUGGACCCGGUCGUGGUUUCCAGCUACCGCCGCGCAUUGUUCGGCAAGAGCAAUCCCAAAAAAUCAGUACAUUCCGACUCCGAAUCUGGCUGCUCCCCUCAACCAGCAUCCGCCGCCGACGGCGGCGGCGGCAAGGGGGAAGGUGGUGGCGAAAUCGUGGUGUUCUUCACGAGCCUGAGGGGGAUCCGGAAGACGUACGAGGACUGCUGCACGGUCCGCACGAUAUUCCGCGGCCUGCGAGUCGCCGUCGACGAGAGGGACGUCUCGAUGCAUUCGGCGUACGGGAAGGAGCUGCGCGGGUUACUGGCGGUGGGCAACAAAAUGGCGGCGGGGGGAGGAGGGAGCUUGCCCCAGGUGUUCAUCGGCGGGAAGCACGUCGGUGGCGCGGAGGAGAUCCGGCGGCUGAACGAGUCCGGGGAGCUGUCGGAGCUCGUCAAAGGGUUUCCGGCCAGGGAUUGCCGGUGGGGCUGCGGCGUUUGUGGGGAUGCCAGAUUCGUGCUCUGCUCCAACUGCAAUGGCAGCAGGAAGGUGUUCGAUGAAGAUGAAGAGAGGCUGCGGCGGUGCCUGGAUUGCAACGAGAACGGCCUGAUUCGUUGCCGGAGCUGCUCCGUUUGAUGGGAUUUCUUUUUCCCCACCCUUUCCACUUUUCGUUGUCUAAGCUGUAUGUGUGUUUGGCAAGGUUGCUUCCAUUUUCCCAGACAUUGAAGGUUGAUAUCUCGUCUGCCUGGUUAGGAUUAGCAGCAAAUUUUCAUGGCCAAGCUUUGUCUGUGUUACUUGCUUUCAAGUCGGAAUCUGAGUGGCAAUGGAGCACUGCUCCUUCGUUGACCUGGCGGCGAGAAGGCUAAGGUGCGAGUCAUCGUGCCGCCGCUGUGCUCGCCACCAUGGUUCGAGGAUUGGUGGAGGGAGGAAGAGAAGCAAUGAUUCAAUGAUGAUGAUUACUUGCUGUUUGCUGGCAUGCUUGGGCAAUGUAGUCUACAAACUACAUCGAAUCCAAGUAUGCUUGCAAAUGCAGUAGUAGACUAAAUAAAGGUAUUCCAAAAUA
Linum trigynum is the source of this 2930-nucleotide messenger RNA. NCBI's taxonomy places the organism in Eukaryota, Viridiplantae, Streptophyta, Magnoliopsida, Malpighiales, Linaceae. The record is from the annotation of a GenBank genome assembly.